This is a messenger RNA of Marasmius oreades (fairy-ring Marasmius), 3908 nucleotides long. RefSeq lists its product as uncharacterized. NCBI's taxonomy places the organism in Eukaryota, Fungi, Basidiomycota, Agaricomycetes, Agaricales, Marasmiaceae. The coding region runs from base 713 to 2677 and encodes 654 amino acids. The record is from RefSeq and is a predicted model, not a curated record. The transcript is spliced from 3 exons.
CGAGAGUCGUAAGAACGAGCAGGGCUCGGAUCGGAAUUACUCACGCAAGCCGGAAAGAAACGUCACACACACUGUCGCCAUCGGCAAUCGCAGUCAGAACGGGAACAGGCUGUUGAGGUCUCCUUCCUACUUCUAAGUGCCACUAUUGCCACCAAAGCACUCUUUUAUUCUCUUAUAAAAUAAUCAGAAAGUAUAACCAAUCUAAGGCCUGCCUUGUGCUUCAAGGUAUGUCUUACAGUUUUUCACCCACCCGUUCGCUUUCCACGUCACCGAAUAAUCAGGUCCGAAAGUCUUCUUCCUUCCUUGCUGAAUGUUUCCAGAAACGAGCUUGUUAAUUUUCCUUUUUAUUUUCGUUCCUUUCGUACCUCUGUCAGAUCCGUUUACCCUCCCCAACGACCAUUGUCAUUACUGGACCCCGAGAGCGAUUCUUAUUUGGAAUCGUCAAGUCGCUAAGCUCUCCGGCGAUUAGAACGUAAACAUCUUCGUGUCGAGAGGAGGAUUGACGCUAGCAAGUCCCUUUCACUCCGCAUUGAGACCGUCCUAGGAGAAUUAUUUGAGAAGAUACGGAGCCCGUAUUGACGCCACCCUGACGAGAAUUUAAAUCAGGCAUCGAUUCUGACAAUCGAUUGAUACUUCACUCCGCGAUAUCAUACCAAAAAGCUUAGUGGAAAGCGUGUUACUUGCGAAAAUUAAAAGCGCCAGAAUAUUUCCAAUGUACCCUUCAUCUGUCGCAACCAGGAGAGUCAAACCUCUUCCAAAACGUCGACGUACAGAUUCCAUCUCAACUUCUGUGCCCUCGAACGUAAACCUCAAUCACUAUUAUCAUUCGUCCGCAUCACCUCACUUUAACUCCAAUGUGCACACAUAUAACUCACUGCCAUUCCCAUUGCCACAGAACCUUCCCGACCCACAUUCUUUACCACCUCUACCUCCUAACCUCCCAUCUACACCCCCCGUUCCUUCCUUACUCCCCAUCUCCGACGAGUUGCUUACACAAUGGCGGGACUAUUGCUUACCGUUACUGGGAUCUGCGGCUGAUGCGUUAUUGAGUGCUGGAGGCUUAGGAGGGCAGGUCUACUCCGGUGGCAGAAGUGGAAACCCGAAUUCAACGAGAGGAAGCGAACGCGACCAGACAGCUGGAGGAGGUGCAGGAGGAGGAGAACCAAACCCACCAAAUCCCUUAUUUCCUUUUUCACAGCUCACGCCACAGGUUGCAUCUCAACUGACCGCUCAACUAGAGAGUUUUGUCAGUUUAGCCUCUGCAGCUGUAAGCGCUGCUUCUGGUGGUACUGGUGGCGGUAGUCAACCAGAAUCAUCUGCCAACUUUGCCAAUACCGCAGCUUCGUUGGGAGGUCCACCAUCUUUAUCUUCACCGAACCAGGGACCAGGACCAACACCUCCCCAACUUGAUCCUGUUACGGCUGCAACGUAUUUCACCCAUCAUUUGAAUGCUAGUUUGAGGGCUGCUGGAUUGAGCGGAGCUUUCCCGCCAACAGCACCGCAACCAACAGUGUCCACGACCGACUCCUUGUACUCAAAUAGACCGAAGGUCAUGGGUGGUGACAAAGGACAUACUCCGAACGGCAUCUCUACUCAACCACUCCCCUCACACCACGAUCGGGUGCUGGAGGCUGAUGAAGUCGGUGGUGGUGUGAGUGAUAGGGAUUAUCGUGAAGACGAGUUGGAUGAUAGAGAUGAUAGAGACGAUGACCGAGCAAACGGGAGGAACAACACGAAGAAGAGAAAAGUUCCCGGACUUUUUUCUCGGUCGGGGGUGAUGAACGGGGAUGGCACUGAACGGGUUGUGAAUGGUUAUGGUGUUAAUGGUUUGCCUCUCGACAUUAGGGCUGGUGAAGGUGAAGGUGUGGUGGAUACGGAAGGGAAUCGUAUCCGAGAGAUUGAGUAUACGGGGGAAUUGGGACGCGGGAAUCGUGGAAUGAUGGGUCAUGAAUCCAGGAGACCGAGGGCGAGGCCAACGAUGUCGCGUGUGACGAUGGCUGGGAUUCAGCAUAAAACGCGCAAGAGGCAGUUGGCGAGCGUGUUAUUGAGGGGCGUCAAUGAAAACGUUCCUCAUAACAAUGCUAGUACUGUGCCCAUUACUUCCGGUGUUCAGAACGAGGGGGCAAAGGUCAAACCUCAUACCGGAGCCACUACUGCUUCCGUUUCGACGGAGCUUGCUCUCGAUCAGAUGCUCUCGGACUUGACGGGGUUGGGUCUUUACUCUUACCCGUCGUUAGGUUUACCGCCCAGAAACGGAACAGCUGCGUCAUUGACCGAGAAGCCAAAGGUCAAGGUGCGGUUAUCAAAAAGGAAAGGUGUGAGGAAUGCAAGAAAAGUUUCGCACGGUGGUGGCAAGGAAGGGAAAUCAAGUGGGAAGGUGAAUAAGGAGAACGACCUCCCACCUCCUCCUGCGAGUAUAACGGGGAAGAAAAAGAAAGGCAGAGGCUCAGGUGCUCGUGCUGAGCCUUCGGGAGAUACGGAUGAGGCGAAGGAUGGUGGCAGUGAAGAAAGGGGGAUAUUGGUGCCCAAAUGCAAUUUCACGUUCACCUAUCGGAGUGCCAGUGAGUUGCAUAUUCCGUCUUCUGCAAAGUUCUUUCUUCUUGUUGUUCACAAUAAAAUGCGGUAUUCUCUGUCGCUCUUCUUACCCACCGCUGUUCAUCUCAUGGAUUCUUUCUGAUCAUCCCCGACAGCGUCCGGUCGGCUACAAGCCACUAAGGAGCAAGUCAAACUUCUUCGGAGCAGGUUCGAAGCAGAGUUAGCUAGACAGACAGCUAAGCUUGCUGGAGAGGCCAAGUUGAGGGCUAACGAAAAUGGGGCAGAUGGAAGAGUGGGGAAGAAGCGUGUUACUUCCACCACCGGCGGCGGAGGCAACACCAUCUCUGCUGGUGUCACUACCGCCAACGCCAGCACCGCUACAGCGACUUCAAACGUUGAAAGCGCAUCUCAAUCUUCGACUCCUAGCAAAAAUGUCAAUAAGAAGAAAAAGAAGAAGCGGUCCGCCUUAGCCAAUGCAAGCAAUCCACAUCAUUUGAGGAAUUACGUUCCUUCCAGGGUUCCAGGGAUUGGUAAUACCAAUAAUCAUCAGGCCAAUGCCAAUGCCAAUGUUAAUGACGCCAAUGAGUUGGGUCCAUUGCCUCAGCAAUUCCUCAGUGCUGAAAUUCGACCGAAGAAGAGAGGUGGAAAGAGCGAUAGCAACGCGUUUGUGAAUUCAGCGUCGAACCUCAAUUUGGCGAAUCCAGCUGAAGAAUGGAUUUGCGCGUUUUGCGAGUACGAGUUGUUCUAUGGUGAUGAUGCGGACUUUCGAAAGGCUGUCAGGAAGAGGAAGGCUAUCUUAAGGAGGAGGAAGAGAGCGAAAGAGAAAGCUGCUGACAAGGCAAGUGGGGAGGCUUCGAGGAGGGUCCGGGAGAGGCAGAAAGAGCUGGAGAAGGAGCAGAUGAACCAGCAGGCUCAAUCAACUCAAACUGCCUCUACGGGUCAGUCUCAGGAUUCACCACCAAACCCGAACGAUCUGGACGGAGACCUUGAGAGUGAAGGCUAUAAUGAAGAUGAGUAUGAUCGGGAGGAAGAGGAAUAGGCAGGCUAUGUGCAAAAUGUGGGACAAACUGGUACGAAAUACGAACGAGCUUUGUCUGCUGAUCUACAGGAAACAUGUAAGGAUAUAUUAUGACUUGCGGACUGCCACACCCAACAUUUCUAAAUAUUCUGACUCUGGGUCCGAUUCUAUUCCGCGAAUUGAGGAUCAUAUUUCUCCCUUUGUUGAAGUUCCCAUUGUGUAUACGAGAAUCUGAACUGGUGCUUUCAUUCUCAGACAGUACCUCCCAUGCUUUGAAUAAUAGCCUCGGUGAUAUAGAGUUCCUUUUACGUUGCUUCUGCGAGCUAUCGAGCUGUUCCGUUGCUUUUGAGCCUGU